AUGUCCGCUCUCUUUGACUCGGGUAAUGGCGUCUUGACUACUUCCUCGGAGAUGCCCGUAGCAUUGGAGCUGCGCAGUGUUCCAUUCGUGCAACAAAUAUCGGUAAACAGAGAUCAACCUACCUGGCUGUUCAACUACACCAUCGACGAGAAGAGUUUCUCAAGCGACCUUGGCGACUUGGUGUGGGAAAACCUGCAGAGCCUGUCAAAAGACUGGAUGUACACCGCUAUCAUACAUACUGCGCUAGAGGGCCCGAAACCAGUGUGGAGCCAAGAUGAUUGGAGUUUCAUGCCUGUAUCUUCCGGUGUGGAAAGCUUCGCCUCGGCUGAGAUCAAGAGUCCAGCAGGUAGGGGCAACCGCUCCGUAGAGAGCCUGAGAGUCCAAACAUCCGCGAUUCGUGCUCGACUGGAAUGCAGUGCUGUUGAGUGGCCCAGAAACACGAGCCUGUGGCUUCUGUCGCACAACGACGGAUAUGGACGUAACAUCACUGGACUAGACAACUAUUUCACGAUAGCACGAGUCGUUGACGAUCGCAAUUCCACGACGUGGCUUUCUACCCAAGGCAGCAUUCCACCGUGCUGCGCCAAUCUCACUGGAAACGCAACGUACAAUCCAGCCGCAGUUGCGUAUUGGACAGAGAAUUGGCAGGAAGUUUCUGGCCCCGAAGACAGUCGCGAUUAUCGUACAUCGGGAAACUUUACAGUCAAAUGGAUCCGAGGCCCUGGAAAGAUUGAACGAUUCCUCACGAGUAUGCGCCGUAAGCCGGAUGUAUACAUGUUCGUAUUCCCAGAGCCGCCCGCUAUACAGGCAUUGAACUGCAUGCCUAUCUUUGAGUCGAGCCAAGCAGUAGUUACAGUGGAGCCCAAAACCGGUGUCGUACAGCACUACCGCCUCCUUGACGUUCCUGUUCGGGAGGAUGUCGCUUGGUCUGAUACAUCCCAAUGGCGUGACCCUUACGAAGACGCUCGUUACACCAAUUUCAAUAUCCAUCAUGACCCUGACUUUGAGGUCAAUAGCUCUGAAUGGAGGGCUAGCAGUUUCAAGUCUUAUGACUACAAUAUCAAUACAACUACUAGUUACGGGCCCUUGUUCGUGCAAUGGCUCUUGAAUGCCGCAAAUAUCGAUGGACCUUCCUCUAAGAGUCCACCCCGAACAUACGAGAACUCCCCAAGACCCAACCCUCAAUAUUCAGAUGGCAGGGCCUUCAAUAUGCGAGAUAACACAACAGGUCUUAAUCUCGACUUCAUGUCGUACGCCGCUUACGCACAAGUGGGAUUUGAUCCUACCGCCCUACUGGAUCCGGAAGUCUUGGCUAGAACAUCCUCAACUGUCUUCUCGACCUUCUUUCAGCACUUUGUAAACAGCAACCUGUCUCGCGAAUCCGGCGGUUAUGUCUAUCAACCUAGAGGCAUGGAGCUCAAAAUCAACGCCCCGAUGGACGACAUGCCAAUCCAGUACAUGCCUGAUGGUUCCAUAGCACCAAAGUUCGAAGACAUUGUCCGCAACACCAAUGCAACCACAACAGCGGAAUUAAGCACCAAGGUAGAAGUUCUCCAGAUGAAUCUCGUCGCGUUCUGGAUCGCAACAAGCAUCCUAAUCUGGCUUAUCAUCACCAUCAUCAUCCUCGGAUCCGUACAAAGAAAAUACUACGGCGGUAUGAUGCGCAACAUCGAAUGCAUCGCCGACGUGCUGGUUCUCAUCGCUGGAAGCGAACGUUUACUUGAAGUUAUCAGAGAGAAGGGCUUCGAUGCUAUAGUCAAGGAGGACAAGAUGUUGACGCGUAUGGGAUGGUUCCGAGAUGUUGAUGGGACCAUGCGAUGGCGGAUUGACUUGGUUGAGGAAAAGCAAGUUCAGACGCAGCCCAUUCGUUUGGGUCCUGGGUAUGUUCCAGUGACGAAUGACAAUGAGGAGUGCGACGUAGAUGCUGGGUCUAGUCGUAGCGUCUCCCCACCGGGCAGCAACGACGAAGGUUAUGUAGAUGCUGUGUCGGACGCUGGCGUUGUCAGGUCGAGAUGA
Messenger RNA from Alternaria viburni, 2016 nucleotides. RefSeq lists its product as uncharacterized. The coding region runs from base 1 to 2016 and encodes 671 amino acids. Lineage: Eukaryota; Fungi; Ascomycota; Dothideomycetes; Pleosporales; Pleosporaceae. The transcript is spliced from 2 exons. The record is from RefSeq and is a predicted model, not a curated record.